AUGCCCAAGCUGGCUCCUAGAGUUCCUGGCUCCGUGCCCACGUCGACAACGAACUCGACUAUAUCCUCCCGUGAAUCGUCUCCCGUCCGCUCCUCGCAGCGUUUGCGCAACUCCACGUCCCAGUCCCGCUUGUCGUCCCGGCCUCGCAAACUCAGUUCUGAUCGCAGUCCGAAUCGGACCACGAACACUCACAAUUCGGGUUCGGGCACUCAACCCCAAACGACUGUUGCAUCGCGGCCACCGCCCCAAUCCAACAAACCUCCCUUGAUCAAUCUUCCUCCCUCCAAUGCCGAACCGUCCACCGAUGUCCCCAGCCCAGAAAAGCCCAACAUGCCGCUAUGGCCUACGUCUCGACGGCCGGAACCGGAGCCAAACCUCGCGAAUAUAUCCAGCAAACGAGCCACACCGCUCCCCGACGAACCCGCCUCCAAGACGGAUCGGACGGCGCCCCGUGCCGUAAACCGACCCAAUGGACCCGUUUCCGCUCUGGAGACCGUCCAAGAGAUGGCCAGCGACCAGUCUACGCCGUCAACCGAUACUGUCCUUUACCAGCCCUUUCCCGAAGAACCUCGCCUGCACAAGAUCGACGAAGAUCCCGGUGUUAAGACGCCAAAGCAGACGGUGGACAGUGGAAGUGAUAGUGGAGGGAAUAAAAGCGCGGCCGAACAGAUGGAAGAAAAUCGUCGACGCUACUCAGCGUCACGUCAAGGCUCAGAUUCGCUGAUCCCAAAGCGGUCAUCGACAUCGUUAAGUGGAGGUCGUGGGAAACCCGGCGAUGGGUCCGUUCGAAACAUGAUCGUGGAAACCGAAACAGUCAGUUCUAUCCCUCAGGUCUCUUUAGGGGUAGCAACCGGCGAUCGAAGCAACUCGGGCCGCGUCGACUCAGGAACCUUGCGGAUGAAACCCAGUACUGAGACGAUCCGCCCAAAGAAAGAGAAGCGGCGGACACGUAAACCGGCUGCUCUGUCGAGCGGUGCCGCAUCGUCAAAAGCAGAUAUCUUUGAAGCUAAAGUCGCAAGCGCUGUCGAUGAGGCGGACGUCUCCGAUUCCGAUGAGACGUUUGUUUACGAGUCGAACCCGCCGGAUCCGUAUCCAGUUCGGCAGAAUCGCUACCAUUCCCGCACACCUAGUGCGACCUCCAUGGCGAGUCAGGUCGACCAGUUGGCCGGCCGUGCACGUGGACUUCGGGAUGGAAACCAAAGCGUUACUGGGAAACGCAGCAUGAAGUUUACGAAUAAUACGUACACGAGCAGCGUGGAUGGCGAUGCCGGCGAAGAUAGUACCCGCAGUCACCCCCGUGUUGACGGCAACGGUUCUCAUACUCCCCGCCACUACCAUAUUGGACGGUAUGGGCGGAACAAUAACAUGUAUCCGUCUUUGUUUGACGGGGACUCUCCGUUUCCCCAGUCCCAGCCACACAAGUCGCCGCGGCAUUUCAUCGGCAGCGGGUUUCGCCAGUCGCGGCACCCGGGGUCCCGCACUGCUCCCAACUACCGCACGAUCAACGGUGUCAAAAAGGCGGGCGAUAUGUACGGUUACGAUUUUGAUGCCGAGGGCGCUGAUGAUGAGCGUACCCCGCUAGUCGGGUCACCGCGCAUAACACGGAGUCGGCACGGCAACCGCCGUCCGAACAGUGCAAGUCUCCGUCAGAUGGAGUAUAUGCAACAGCGACAACAAGGGUACUUCUCCAGGUAUGGUGCCUGCGUGAUGAUCAUUAUACUGCUGCUGUUGGUUGUGGGAGGGGCCACCUCGUUUAUUGUGGCCAUCACCAAGAGCCUCGUGGACGUGCAGAUUCUCGAGAUUCAAAACGUACUCUCGUCCGAGCAGGAGAUCAUGUUGGACUUGAGCGUACAGGCAGUCAACCCGAAUUUGUUUCCUGUGGCGAUCGACGAUAUGGACAUGAACAUCUUCGCCAAAAGCCGCUAUGUGGGCACGGAUAAGUUCUGGCGAGACCACGGUUCUGACUCGAGCGACUUCCCUCGGGUGGAGGAUAGUCGAAAACGUGCCGAGCUCGCUCGCAUUGUCCGCUGUAAUGGUGACUCGGAAUGUCUGGCGGAGAUGUCAACGCGGUCGGUGCACAUCAGUGACGGGGUCGACCGCGGCACCGAUCCCAUGGACCCCGAUCCGACGGGCGAUCCGCAGACGAUGCUUCUAGGCCGAGUGUUCCAUUUCGACUCUCCGCUGACCUUCGAUCCAUCGCCGUGGAACCAGCAGGCAGCCACUUCGAAAGGUCAAAUCCGGCUGGCUCGACCGGGAAAUAAGACCGAGGAGGGUGGCACGGAACGGUGGGAGCGUGUGCUGCAACAUCCCUUCGAUCUGAUCGUCCGCGGCGUGGUGAAGUACCAGCUGCCAUUGAGUUCACGCUUCCACUCAGCCUCGGUCAGUUCCAGCGUCAGGGUGGUACCCAACGACGACAGUGACCCCAACCCUACGCCGGGCAACAAUGACACCGUUGGGAUCACCGCAACGAAGUUAUACCGGCGAUCAUUACCGCCGCGUCAGUUGAAUGAGCCUUCCAUCCUCCAUUCUGUGCGUGAAGUGCUCGGAAGAACUGCACGACUCUUCACCGCUUGA
Aspergillus terreus NIH2624 is the source of this 2574-nucleotide messenger RNA. Its product is annotated as putative phospholipid metabolism enzyme regulator. Gene Ontology annotation, cellular component: fungal-type vacuole membrane; PAS complex. Gene Ontology annotation, biological process: protein localization to vacuolar membrane; positive regulation of phosphatidylinositol biosynthetic process; vacuole inheritance. The coding region runs from base 1 to 2574 and encodes 857 amino acids. NCBI's taxonomy places the organism in Eukaryota, Fungi, Ascomycota, Eurotiomycetes, Eurotiales, Aspergillaceae. The transcript has a single exon. The record is from RefSeq and is a predicted model, not a curated record.